Molecule: messenger RNA, 1470 nt
Organism: Medicago truncatula (barrel medic)
Lineage: Eukaryota; Viridiplantae; Streptophyta; Magnoliopsida; Fabales; Fabaceae
Product: chalcone synthase 8
Exons: 2
Coding region: 105-1274 (389 amino acids)
Biological process (GO): polyketide biosynthetic process
Molecular function (GO): acyltransferase activity, transferring groups other than amino-acyl groups
Source: RefSeq, a predicted model, not a curated record
UUUCCACCACAACACUCUUCCUUCACCCUUUCUCUUUCUUUAAUUACAACAAGUACUACAAACAAAACCAACUGAGACUUUCAUUUGCUACCAAAGAUAUCAAUAUGGUUAGUGUGUCUGAAAUUCGCAAUGCUCAAAGGGCAGAAGGCCCUGCAACCAUUUUAGCCAUUGGCACUGCAAACCCAGCCAAUUGUGUUGAACAAAGCACAUAUCCUGAUUUCUACUUCAAAAUCACAAAUAGUGAACACAAGACUGAACUCAAAGAGAAAUUCCAACGCAUGUGUGAUAAAUCUAUGAUCAAGAGGAGAUAUAUGUACCUAACAGAGGAGAUUUUGAAAGAGAAUCCUAGUGUUUGUGAAUACAUGGCACCUUCAUUGGAUGCUAGGCAAGACAUGGUGGUGGUAGAGGUACCUAGACUAGGGAAGGAGGCUGCAGUGAAGGCCAUAAAAGAAUGGGGUCAACCAAAGUCAAAGAUUACUCACUUGAUCGUUUGCACCACAAGUGGUGUAGACAUGCCUGGAGCUGAUUACCAACUCACAAAACUCUUAGGUCUUCGCCCAUAUGUGAAAAGGUAUAUGAUGUACCAACAAGGUUGCUUUGCAGGAGGCACGGUCCUUCGUUUGGCUAAAGAUUUAGCUGAAAACAACAAAGGUGCUCGUGUGUUGGUUGUCUGUUCUGAAGUCACUGCAGUCACAUUUCGCGGCCCUAGUGAUACUCACUUGGACAGCCUUGUUGGACAAGCACUAUUUGGAGAUGGAGCUGCUGCACUAAUUGUUGGUUCAGAUCCAGUACCAGAAAUUGAGAAACCAAUAUUUGAGAUGGUUUGGACUGCACAAACAAUUGCUCCAGAUAGUGAAGGGGCCAUUGACGGUCACCUUCGUGAAGCUGGACUAACAUUUCACCUUCUUAAAGAUGUUCCUGGGAUUGUUUCAAAGAACAUCAAUAAAGCAUUGGUUGAGGCUUUUGAACCAUUGGGAAUUUCUGAUUACAAUUCAAUCUUUUGGAUUGCACACCCUGGUGGACCUGCAAUUCUAGAUCAAGUUGAGCAAAAGUUAGCCUUAAAACCUGAAAAGAUGAAAGCCACCAGAGAAGUGCUUAGUGAAUAUGGAAAUAUGUCAAGUGCCUGUGUUUUGUUUAUCUUAGAUGAAAUGAGAAAGAAGUCAGCUCAAGAUGGAUUGAAGACCACGGGAGAAGGACUUGAGUUUGGUGUUUUAUUUGGCUUUGGACCGGGUCUUACCAUUGAAACUGUUGUUUUACGCAGUGUCGCUAUAUGAGGUGCUUAAUUAUUUUAUUAUCUUGUAUCACUUUCAAAUUUUCUUGAUUUUUAUGUAAGGUUGAAAAACUUGUCUAGAGUUCAACAUGUACCAUCAUAUUAAAAAUAAUUGUGAUUAGUUUUAAACUCUAUAUAGUUAUUUAUUUGAAAAAUGUAUCAUUUAUAAUGAUAAAUUAAGAAGAAAAUUGUGUUGACAU